Messenger RNA from Telopea speciosissima, 1408 nucleotides. RefSeq lists its product as uncharacterized. The transcript has a single exon. Gene Ontology annotation, cellular component: membrane. The record is from RefSeq and is a predicted model, not a curated record. The coding region runs from base 134 to 1078 and encodes 314 amino acids. Lineage: Eukaryota; Viridiplantae; Streptophyta; Magnoliopsida; Proteales; Proteaceae.
ACACUUCCUUGCUCUAGAUCUGAGAACAUAUUCUUGUUGCGUUCCUUGGACUUCAGACCUCUGCAGCGGUUCCCACCUUGUUUUGUGUGAUUUUUAGUUUUGGCUUGAUUGCUACGGUAGUUAGGAAGCAUUGAUGGGGCUUCUUGGAAGUCUCGCAAUGCUUCUCACUUUUCUCUGGAUCCUGUGGUCGCCGGGACUUAGAGCUCAAUUGUCCGGAGCUUCAAGCGACCGAGCAAGAUCAUUGGAUGCACUUCUGCAAGAUUAUGCUUACAAAGCUUUCGUUCGGCCAAGAACCGGCAUCCCAUACGAAGGAAGGCCCCCCUCGAAUUUAACUGGGAUUACAAUUACUGUAAUGAGGCUUAGGAGCGGAAGCUUAAGAAAGAGAGGUGUUGCAAAUUACAAGGAAUUCGUGAUCCCAACUGGAGUUGUAGUGCGACCUUAUGUAGAGAGGCUUGCUCUGGUUUACCAGAACAUGGGCAACUGGUCGACGGUUUACUAUCCAUUACCUGGUUACAAUUACUUAGCUCCAGUUGUGGGUCUUCUUGGCUACAACGCUUCCAAUUUAUCUGCAACCAAUUUACCGGAUUUGGACGUUAGGGCGUCCGAACAGCCCAUCUCUAUCAGGUUCUCUGAAGUGAAAUUGGUUGGUGGCAGUUCAACUGCAAGAUGCGUGACAUUUGAUCUACAGGGCAUGACGAAAUUCAGCAAUGUUUCGUCUGGGAAUGUCUGUUCGACAGUUGAGCAAGGCCAUUUUGCCAUUGUAAUCGAGUCUCCAGCGCCUUCUCCAGCGCCUGUGCUACCGCCAACCCCAACUGCUCCUUCAAAGAAGGGUGGGAAGAACGAGAAGAAGGUGUUGAUCAUUGCAGGUUCUGUGAUUGGUGGGCUCGUGGUGUUGAUUCUGUUGGCGCUAUUGAUACUGUGGAUUCGAAGAUUCAAACACAGGAAGAAGAUGCGACGGAUGGAGAGGGCGGCGGAGGUGGGGGAAUCGCUGCAGUUGGCCUCUGUAGGCAACAUAAGGGCUCCGGUGGCGAUGGGUACCCGGACACAACCUAUGCUGGAGACUGAAUAUGUGCCUUAGGUUUUUGGCAUUUUGUACAAGGUACCCUAUACUCUUCUAUUCAUAUUCAGCUCAAAGCUCCUAAACUCAAUUCAUCUGUUCAGAAAGUAUCGAUUCUUGUUUCAUCCAUGCGUUUGUCCAGAAAUAUACUUCUUUGAUUCAUUUUUAGCCUCUUAGGGGAGGGGGGUUUGUUCCUGUUUUCCGGCCAUUUUUUUUUCUCCCCUAUGGUUUUCUAUUGUUGUAUGUUGGUUUGUAAUUCCUUUUCCUGUGGGGUUUAUCUAGACAAGAUGUUAGUCAUUUGGGAAUUUGUGAUCUGAUAGAGGCAAAAGAGUUCGUCAAGGAUCAUUGUUA